Molecule: messenger RNA, 888 nt
Organism: Opisthorchis viverrini
Lineage: Eukaryota; Metazoa; Platyhelminthes; Trematoda; Opisthorchiida; Opisthorchiidae
Exons: 4
Coding region: 1-888 (295 amino acids)
Source: RefSeq, a predicted model, not a curated record
AUGCGAGCUCCGUUUUCCCAGUCGACUGGUUUUCUAAGGAUGGAGUACAUGGUACACCUAUUGACCGGAAUAUUGUUUGUUGCUGUAUUCGGUUGCCUUUGUUACCUGAUAUGGUUUCGCAAGCUUAUCUGCCACGGAUGGUUAUCUCCGCUAGCGUGGAAGUUCACAUGCAUGAGAUCACAAUCCAAUAUGAGAAGCCCUGUUUCCACUAAGAAGGGAUGCAGUGUCAUCGUGGAGAAUGAGCCCCGAUUUUUCAACAGAACAUAUCCAAAACACUCUUAUGUUGAAACCUUCCACGUGAUCGCAAACCAGCUGGAUGGCCCCGGUUUGCGCGAGUGUGGUUCAAAUUUACUCUACACAGAACGGCAGGGAGAAUGCUUGGCAAUUACGCCUAUGGAAUUUCAAAUUAUACGCGGUCGUUCGACGCUCCCUACCAAAAAACCUAAUGACGAAAGGCGUAAGUUACAAGAGACCUACCAAGAAAGCACUGAGGAAAAAUUAACACAACAGACAUCCAACUCGUUCUCUUACACUGAUUUACUGAAGAAAAUGUCCUUAAUCAACCGCGAAGAAGACAGCUUUCAGUCCGCGAACAAACCUUACUUCAGUCGCAAUCAAGCUACCUCGCGGAGACUUCAGCGGCUUUCGCUGGCACACCAAAUGCUCUCGUUAAAUGAUCAAAGUUCCAAUACGACAGCAGCUUUAUCUCAACAGCUUGAUUAUCAACAUUCUACCAGGUUUCACACACAGGCCACGUGGAAUACGGAGAAACCGAGGGGUAUAAAUUACGCUAUGGGAUGUCAACAAGCGACGAGGCGAACUUCCUCUCCAGAAGUCCAACCUUACAAUAUCCCGCUUCUCCUUCCUUCAACUGCAAAAGAAAAAUGA